Molecule: messenger RNA, 4375 nt
Organism: Lotus japonicus
Lineage: Eukaryota; Viridiplantae; Streptophyta; Magnoliopsida; Fabales; Fabaceae
Exons: 9
Coding region: 575-4117 (1180 amino acids)
Biological process (GO): signal transduction; protein phosphorylation
Cellular component (GO): cytoplasm
Molecular function (GO): protein kinase activity; ATP binding; protein binding
Source: RefSeq, a predicted model, not a curated record
AAAGUGAGAUAGAGUGACAGACAUAGAGAGAGAGAGAGAGAGAGUGUGUGUGCUGACAUUUUGUUCCAAAAAGGAUCAUAUUGGAGUUGAAGUAGAUUCAGAUUGUUUGGAACACAAAACAAAAAUCAAAAUCAAAACAUGGGGUAGACACAGUUGGAUCCUUUUUUACUACCUUUACAGAUACCAGCCAUGGCUCUUACUAUAUAUAUAGUUGGUUCUGAAGCUCAAAACAAUCAUCAGUCAGGCUGAUAUAUUUCCAAGAUAGUUUGUUGACUAAAUAAAGUGCCUAGUCAUGAGAGUUCUGAAGGUUGUGUGAGCUUCUUCAGUUUGUCAUUUGUUGAUUUUGGUGACAUGAACUGGAGCACUACUAAAGCUUCUUUCUGACUCAUUGCUAUGGAUGAAGAAUUCAAACUUCUGGAAUUGUUUCUACUCCUGUCUGUGGGAUUUGAAGUUGAUAUUAUAGUAUUAGCUACAUUAUAUUUACAUGAUGUUAAGUGUUCUUCCCAGAACUAUGGCAUCGCAGUAAAUCCCAGCUCUUAACUUUACAAAUGAUGUUUUGAUAAGAAAACCAAGAAUGCAGAAGCAUCAAUACAAUUCCAUUGAUCCUAGAAAUGAGGAAUUCCCUCCUGCGCCACAGUCAGUCGUGCAAGACCAUCUUGACGGCAUGCAUAUCAAUGCACGGCCUUCUCCCUAUAACGUGUCAGACAAUAAACCUGUUCAUAAUUUCUCCAUACAGACUGGUGAGGAAUUUGCUCUUGAGUUUAUGAGAGAUAGGGUAAAUCUCAGGAAGCCCGCAUUUCCAAACGUUGUUGGCGAUCCGAAUUAUGCAGCAGGGUUUAUGGAAUUGAAAGGUAUUUUAGGCCAUGCCGGAUCUGAAAGUGGGCCAGAUAUUUCUGUUCUCACAACAAAGAUUGAGAAAGUUCCAAAAGAGUUUGACAGAAGGAACUCUUUACACCCAAACACAAGUAACUAUGGUUCAGCUCGUUCGAUUCCUAGAACUUCAUCUAAUCAAGACAAUAACCGAGUUCUUCAAGGUAUUACCUCUUCUGGAUCUUCUGGCAGCUCAUCAAUGAAGAUGAAGGUUCUAUGCAGCUUUGGUGGUAAAAUAUUGCCACGGCCCGGUGAUGGAAAGCUUAGAUACGUCGGGGGUGAAACGCGUAUUAUUAGUAUAAUGAAGGACAUAAGUUGGCAGGAGCUUAUGCAGAAAAUGUCAUCAAUUUAUAAUGAAGCUCAUGUAAUAAAGUAUCAGCUCCCUGGAGAAGACCUUGAUGCACUAGUUUCAGUGUCUUCUGAUGAGGAUCUGCGGAAUAUGAUGGAGGAAUGUCAUGAUCUGCAAAGUCGAAGAGGAUCACUAAAGCUUAGGGUGUUUCUGUUCUCUAUGAAUGAUCUGGAUGAUACUCGGUUUGGUCUAGGCAGCAUUGAUGGUGAUUCUGAAAUCCAGUAUGUAGUUGCUGUUAAUGGCAUGGACUUGGGAUCAAGAAGCAACUCAAUCCUUCAUGGUGCAAACAGUUCUAAUAACAUACGCGAAUUGGAUGGACAAAAUUUUGAGAGGGAUGCAAACAGAGUAUUUGGUGUCAGCAGUUCAAACUUGAAUGGCAAUGAUAACUCGUCAUUGAAAAUUCCGGCUUCGAAACCAAUGUUACCAACCUCCUCAGGUGCUUAUGAUGCCUAUCCGUUCUUUUAUGAUGACCAGAUCAUUCAGCAUGGGGGAACUGGUCAAUAUCCUCUACACCAUGACCCUUCUAACCACUCUGCUCCGAAUCUUGGAGGGACUCCAGUUUCUGCGCCUACUCGCGGCUUUAUUAACCAAGGAGUAGUGUUUGAUGGGCAAGCAUCCAGUGAGUUGCAAUCGCAAAUUUCAGAUAUCCAAUCAAUGCAGGUAAAAAGAAAGGGUGAUAACUUCAUUCACACAGGCAAUAACUCGGGGAAAGUUUUGUCCUUGGAAGCACCGUAUCCUAUUCCUUCGCAGCCAUUUGAGGGAAGUUUGCAACGCAAUUUAUCAGAGGUAUCAGUCACAGCUGCGGUAUCAGAAAAUAGGGUUAAGCACCAGCCACCUGAAGAUGCCUCUUCAUUGGUUAGUACUACACAGAUUUCUAAAUCCGGUGAAGAUGACUUCUACACUACAUCGGCCGACGCAUUCAGUCAUGCUCGUGUUGAUGCUGAGUCCAAUGUGAUUGAUUUCAGUUGCCUUGAACCACCUCCACUUCCUAACAGAGUCUAUUAUUCAGAGAUGAUUCCCAGGGGGCAGGCAGAUUUGCUGAAUCGAUCUGCAAAGUCAGAUGAUGCGUAUGGUUCUCACUUACUCAUGUCAGAUUUACUUUCCGAGUUGAACCAGAAGAACUCGGUUACAGAAUCCAGUGACAUGCUGCACAAUGAAAAUCUAUCAAAUCUGAACACAGUGUCUACCUCAUCAGCAAAGGCCUUGCACGCAGAUAGCCAUGCCAUUGGUGAAACCAAGGGCUCGGAACAUCUGGCACCUUAUCAGGUUCUUCCUGUUCAACAUAAUGAGAUUCAUUCUUCAAAAUUUCCCGGCCCCGAUUCGGGUGAGGUUUCUACUAGGCAAUCCAAUAAUGAAACUAAUGUCCAACCGUUGCCUUUUGGUUUAAGUGGAAGCACAGGCCAAGAUGUUUCUCAAGAUUUUCCCUCAGGUGCUAAAUCCAAAACUGCUCAAGGUGACAUUCUGAUUGAUAUCGAAGACAGGUUUCCCCGUGAUUUGCUUUAUGAUAUGUUCUCGAAAGCAAUAUAUCCUGAAGAUUCCUCAAACAUUGGUCCAUUACCAACAGAUAGAGCAGGUUUGAGCUUAAACAUGGAGAAUCAUGAGCCAAAACGUUGGUCAUAUUUUCAAAAGUUGGCCCAUGAGGGGAUUGAUAAUGUUUCUCUAAUUGAUCAGGAUAAUCCUGGUUUUCCAUCUUCUGUAAGAAAAGUACCAGAAGGGGAUAGUAAAUCUCAGCAAUCUGCUCCUCUACCAGCAGAUUAUGUUUUGACAGGACACAAGGAAUCCAACCAAAAUUUUGGUGAGGAAAAUCAGAAAAACUUACCUGUAACAACUAUAACAGAAGCCAAUGUUAUUCACCCAAACUAUGACCAUUCCCAACUUGAGGGAAAUGAAACUAAGAAUGUGGAUGCCAUAGUGGAAAACAUUAGACCACAGGAGUCUAAAUAUCAGGAUGAAAACAAUGAAACAAGGAAUGUGGGUGUAGCCACACAAGAUUCAAGUUUGGGGGAGUUUGACAUCACUACUUUGCAGGUUAUAAAGAACGAAGAUCUUGAAGAACUGAAAGAACUUGGAUCUGGUACCUUUGGGACUGUGUAUCAUGGAAAAUGGCGUGGAUCAGAUGUUGCAAUUAAAAGAAUAAAGAAAAGCUGCUUCGCUGGUCGAUCUUCAGAACAAGAGAGACUGACCGUAGAGUUCUGGAGGGAAGCCGACAUACUUUCCAAGCUUCACCACCCAAAUGUGGUAGCAUUUUAUGGUGUAGUUCAGGAUGGGCCAGGAGAAACGUUAGCCACUGUUGCAGAGUACAUGGUGGAUGGUUCUCUUAGGCAUGUUUUGCUUCGUAAAGAUAGGUAUCUUGAUCGCCGCAAGAGGCUUACAAUUGCAAUGGAUGCAGCUUUUGGAAUGGAAUAUUUACACGCAAAAAAUAUUGUUCAUUUUGACUUGAAAUGUGACAAUUUGCUUGUGAACUUGAAGGACCCUUUACGGCCAAUAUGCAAGGUUGGUGAUUUUGGCCUGUCAAAAAUUAAGCGAAACACCCUGGUGACUGGUGGUGUGCGUGGAACUCUACCUUGGAUGGCACCGGAGCUGCUGAAUGGUAGCAGCAAUAAGGUUUCGGAAAAGGUGGAUGUGUUCUCUUUUGGCAUUGUAUUAUGGGAGAUACUUACUGGUGAGGAGCCAUAUGCUAAUAUGCACUAUGGUGCAAUCAUAGGAGGUAUUGUGAAUAACACAUUAAGACCCGCAAUCCCCAGUUACUGUGAUCUGGAGUGGAGAACGCUAAUGGAGCAGUGUUGGUCACCUAAUCCCUUGGUCAGGCCAUCUUUCACAGAAAUCGCUCGCCGCUUGCGCGUGAUGUCUGCAGCAGCUACUCAGACCAAAGGACAGGGACACAAGGCAUCUAAAUGAUAAUCAACAGAUUUGAUUUGAUGCCCAUAUAUGUAUAUGUAUGUAUGUAUGUAUUCAUUCAAUUAAAGCUACAAAAUAAAAAGCUAUAUAUUACAAUUGUAUGAGGACCAGCCAUAGAUGUUUGUAUUGUAAUUUUCUGGUCACUUCACGUGCUCUUUCUGUUUCUGAUUGUAAAGUGUGAAACCAUAUAAGUUGGAUUGUGCAAGAACAUUUGGACUUACACAUAAUGUUAUUAAUUACCACAGGGUUUUUUGUCCA